AUGACAGCCAUGAUGCAAUGGCAAGUUAGCAGGCAAUUCAGGAAGGACUGUGAAGCUGCUAUGGCCAGAAUUCCAAACCUAGAUGUUGUGGUCCAACAAUUAGACCUCCCUUAUGGCCCUCCACCAGGAUUGGCAUGGCCAUAUAAGGAGAAUCCUCUCAUUGCACAGAUAGCUAGAAUACCAGGGCAUGGAGAAAUCCAAGUUGGACAGAGGGGAGGAGCCCUUCCCAUUCAAGAGUAG
This is a messenger RNA of Prunus armeniaca (apricot), 240 nucleotides long. The record is from the annotation of a GenBank genome assembly. Lineage: Eukaryota; Viridiplantae; Streptophyta; Magnoliopsida; Rosales; Rosaceae.